Molecule: messenger RNA, 1134 nt
Organism: Nannizzia gypsea CBS 118893
Lineage: Eukaryota; Fungi; Ascomycota; Eurotiomycetes; Onygenales; Arthrodermataceae
Product: lipase 2
Exons: 1
Coding region: 1-1134 (377 amino acids)
Molecular function (GO): hydrolase activity
Source: RefSeq, a predicted model, not a curated record
AUGGCACCCCGUACAAUGGAAGAACUCGCUGCCCUGGCAGUUAUGGAUCCCGCCAUGGCCGCUAUCCUGGAAAAGGGUUCAGCCGUGCGGCCUCCAAAGCCAACCGACCCUUACUAUGGCCGGAACGACCACACGGCAGCCAGGGAGCACAGGGCCACUAUCUUGAAAGAAAAAUGGGAACUCCGAUACCUUCCUGGGCCUAUCGAUGAAGUUGCUGAAGAAGACCAGAAGAUACCCGUCCGUGAUGGCUCUGAAAUCGCAAUCAAAGUAUACAGGCCUGUAACGAAGAAAGAGAGUGGAAGCCCGUUGGUGGUCAUGUUCCAUGAAGGCGGCUGGGGUAUGGGAGACCUGACGGACGAAGAAGUUAACUGUCGACUAUUCUCUCGGGACCUGGGUGCUAUUUGCGUCAACGUUGAAUACAGGCUUGCGCCUGAGUAUCCAUUCCCAACCUGGAUCAAUGACUCUUGGGACGCGCUUCAAUGGUGUGCUAAGAACGCUUCGGCACUCGGUGCCGACCCUUCAAAGGGGUUUAUAGUUGGAGGUGGAUCAGCAGGUGGGAAUAUAGCCGCAGUUCUUGCGCACAUCGCACGAGAUGAACAGCUGUCACCACCUUUAACGGGUCAAUAUCUAUGUGUCCCUGCGAUUAUGUGCUUCCUGCCGCCUUCUCAUAUUCCCGUUCAGUAUCAAGCGGAAUACCUCUCCCAUCCCCUCGUGACACCAUGUAAGGAUCCCAUUCUCAAUGUGUCGCUAGGACCAUUCACCCCACUUGCUUCCCUUCCAAAAUUCAUACUCAGCCUUCUACCUUUGAACCUUGUAGCGAAGGUUUACAGUAUGGCAGGAAUGAGUGGUGAUAUGUCGAAUCCGUUGUUUGUGCCUUUCCUCUACGGUAAAGGGGAACGAGGCCACAGGGAUCUCCCGCCAGUUUACUUCCAAGUAUGCGGGCUAGAUCCUCUGCGAGACGAGGCUCUGAUAUAUGAACGGGCGCUAAGGGAGGAGGCUGGAGUGAAGACGAAAAUUGACUUGUAUAGGGGCCUCGGACACUACUUCUGGACAAACUUUCCUGAGCUUGAGAUGAGCAGAACAUUCGUGGAGGAUACUAUCAAAGGCAUGAAAUGGCUACUGGAAGAAAAUUAG